AUGGAAUUUAUGUUCAGCUCUGUACUCACGAUCAUAUAUCUGGUUGAAAACAUUGCCGGGUUGGUGUGCAGUGUGUUCAUCAUUUCAGUGAAUUGCUAUUGCUAUAUAAAAGGGCAAGGUUUGAACCCUAUCGACCAGAUUAUCGUCUGCCUCACCUUUUACGACGCCAUCUUCUCUGGCUCCAAUGGGGCUUCCAUCCUCUGCUCUGUUCUUCUCCCAAACGCAACCUCUGUGGACAAAAUCCUCAGCUGUAUCUCGAUUUUCUCAGUACUCUCAUGCGCUUGGUUCAACGCUUGUCUGUGUUGCUACUUCUUUGUCAAAAUCUGUGACCACAAACUUGGCUUCCUUGCCCAGCUCAAGAGGAACAUUGACCCCCUGAUGCCCAGGAUCAUUUUGGCCAUUCACUUUCUACCCAUCGCUAGCACCUUAGUUACCAGUUUGAGUUCUAAUGGAGUAUACACGGCCAAUACUACAGCUCCAGCCUUGCAGAAGUCCUUCUUUACUUAUAGUGGGGAAAAUGUCUCCAUUGCUUUUGCUUUGAUGUUUAUCAACUGCGGUAUUCCCACCCUGAUUGUAACAGUCACCACAGCCCAUAUCAUCGUGUCUCUGUGCAAGCACACUCGUCAUAUGCAGGAGAAUGUGGGGGACGCUGGUGGCCCCAACCUGAAGGUUCUCCGAAGAGCUGCUUAUACCAUGAUAUGUCUCCUUAUAUUUUAUAUUAUAGCCUGUGCUGUAUUAAUAAUUGUCUUGCUAUCUCAGGACCAAAGGGUACAUUACAUCAAUUAUCUGAUGGGUUAUGCUUUACCCUCUGCAGAGGGCGCCAUUUUAAUCCUUGGAAACAACAGACUGAGGGGGGCAUGUUUACACAUACUGCACAAGUACAGGGCAAAAAGUAACCAUGGAGGUGAAGGAGUAAGCACUACAGGAGCAUCCCAACCUGCUUCGUGA
Xenopus tropicalis (tropical clawed frog) is the source of this 948-nucleotide messenger RNA. RefSeq names its product bitter taste receptor 52 (gene t2r52). The record is from RefSeq and is marked provisional. Lineage: Eukaryota; Metazoa; Chordata; Amphibia; Anura; Pipidae. Gene Ontology annotation, molecular function: G protein-coupled receptor activity; bitter taste receptor activity. Gene Ontology annotation, biological process: G protein-coupled receptor signaling pathway; sensory perception of taste. Gene Ontology annotation, cellular component: membrane.